Molecule: messenger RNA, 1200 nt
Organism: Aspergillus neoniger CBS 115656
Lineage: Eukaryota; Fungi; Ascomycota; Eurotiomycetes; Eurotiales; Aspergillaceae
Exons: 6
Coding region: 1-1200 (399 amino acids)
Source: RefSeq, a predicted model, not a curated record
AUGGCCAGAAACAAGAAUAUUGCGCAGAACAAGCGACGACAAUGGACUACUCAGUUUUAUUUAGACCACACUAGCCAGCCUGCAGCUCUGCUAGCCUACAAAGCAACCACACCGGAACCUGAGGCGAUACAUCCAGCCUUCGCAAUCCAGGUCUGUACGACUGUUGCCCUCGAUCAAGAAAAUGAUCUCAUCGCUAUAUGCCGAUACUUAUCCCGUAAGAUCUCCACAUCACCCUGGCCGUCAUUUGAGAUCUAUUGUGCCCCACAAAUUGAUGUAUUCGCCUGCGUGGAGCAUCAACGGCGUGAGAUCUUCCACCGCAAGGACAUCUCACCAUCUCGAGAUGAAGGUCUCUUCCCUGAAAUUGCCAAAGUCGCCCUCAGCAGAGAGGAUCCGGAACAUCAGGGAGUUAUAUUAGUUAUUAAUUCCUACAGUUUCCGCGGUUAUCGGCAUUAUGCGGGUUAUGAAGCCGAAACUGCUCGCGUUGACCUGCCUCCACCCAAGCCUGAUGACGACGAGGAAUGGGAGGACAAAAUUUGGCCAGAACGGGAGGAGCUUGUGGCCCGCAAUCAGCGUGAUGAUGUUAUUGAGGAUUAUGUGUACGAUUACAGCCUGGGAAAGGAUGAGGGCAAUCCUAACAGGUCAGUUGGACUACCUAGGCUGGAGGUUAUAGAGGCAUGGCAGCGCAGAACUGAUUUAUUGUCUGAGGAAAUUACUGUUGCCCAGUCAUGCUCCGACAAAGGGGCUAUUGUCCAGACAUCAGGCCCUGUGCUUAUUCUGGAGCCAGGCCUUAGCAAUGAAAAUCCCUUGACAUUGGAGAUGAUUGGGCGCGCUUUUACCGCCACAAUUCUGGAAAGCCUUCCUCAAAGAAAGAUAGUAAAUUUUGAAUUUCAUUCCGGCCCUAACCAGUCACUAGGCGACGACUCUGUCGUCUCAUCAAGACCCACUUCAGGACAAAGGGCCCGCAAGUUACCACAAAAAAGAUACAAUCGCGGCCAUCCAAUUCUUGACCGCCCAGAUUUCCUCACCGGGCCAGAAGUGUUGUUUUUCUUGACCAAUAAAGAUGAGAUUACCAAUGAGGCAAUGCAAAACGUCUACAACUUAUCUGGAGAACAUAACCAACCAAGUGAGUAUACAAUAUUUCAGGUUUGGCGCAGUGUGCGAAUCCAAGAGGUGGCGCGGAGACUCGCAAUGGUCCAUUAA